AUGCCAUUCUUUGUGAUGGUAAAAACGUUGGUCGGCUGCAUCGUAUGCCUGAUAACGGCGAAGGUCGCAGAGCCUAGAUGGCGGCCGAUCACGAAGCCAACGUCCAAACAGCACAACGUCUACAUCCCAGAAGACCUGGGAAAGGAAUCUCUCAUAAACAUGAAAGUGCCGAACAACGCGUUCUGCUCCAAAAUGUAUAAAAUGUCCCUCGGGCAGUACAUAAUAUUGCCUUGGUGGUACAACCUUUGCGAAGGUCUGAGGGAGAGAAGCGAAAUAAAGCGAAGCGAAAACUACAACAGGCACAGGUGGGCUUUAAAAUGGCUAAAUGAAUACAGGAAGAGUGGAAGUACUGUGCCUACGACGGUUAGGCUAGUCUUGGCUCACACGAAGAGAUUA
Iphiclides podalirius (scarce swallowtail) is the source of this 396-nucleotide messenger RNA. NCBI's taxonomy places the organism in Eukaryota, Metazoa, Arthropoda, Insecta, Lepidoptera, Papilionidae. The record is from the annotation of a GenBank genome assembly.